AUGGAAGAUGUGAGUGAUGAAGAAUGCAACACAAGUUUAUAUCUUGGAUUAGGAAUCAAAAAGGAAAAGAAGAAACCAAAAUUGGUGAAUAAACCUUGUUUCGACCUAGCUUUUGAGCUUUGUCCAAAAAAUGAAUCCGUAAAAGUACACAAUUCUCAUAACAACAAUAACAACAACAAAGGUGAGAGAUUCAGUUUGGAGUAUUAUCCCAAUGCAACAACAUGCAGCACCGAUUCCGAUAACAACAACAACAACACCGAUCGGAGAAAGAAACUCCGGCUUACAAAAGAGCAAUCAACCAUGCUUGAAAACACCUUCAAGCUCCAUAACACUCUUAAUCCGGUGCAGAAAAAAACGCUUGCGGACCAAUUGAAAUUAAAGACAAGACAAAUUGAGGUUUGGUUUCAGAACAGGAGAGCAAGGACGAAGCUGAAGCAGACAGAGAUAGAUUAUGAGUUGUUGAAAAAACAAUGUCAAAAUCUGAGUGAUGAGAAUAAAAGAUUGAAGAAAGAGUUACAAGAGUUGAAAGUAAGACAAUCUCCAUUAUGCCCUCAGCGUUUGUCAAAACCUGUUUGUUCUUUCUGCGACCAGAAACUGUUGAAGCGCAAUGAAGACAACAAUAAUUAA
Vicia faba (fava bean) is the source of this 627-nucleotide messenger RNA. Lineage: Eukaryota; Viridiplantae; Streptophyta; Magnoliopsida; Fabales; Fabaceae. The record is from the annotation of a GenBank genome assembly.